Molecule: messenger RNA, 1582 nt
Organism: Annulohypoxylon truncatum
Lineage: Eukaryota; Fungi; Ascomycota; Sordariomycetes; Xylariales; Hypoxylaceae
Exons: 2
Coding region: 121-1110 (329 amino acids)
Source: RefSeq, a predicted model, not a curated record
CCUUCAUACCCACACCUCUUAUAUAUACAUGUCCAUCCAGCAAGUGCUUCAAGAUUCCCAUCAGUACUACUGUUCACUUCUGUUCAAUUUUGUUAUGGAUAUUCGAUAGGGUGUAUCAAAAUGGGAUUCUAUUCCUUCGUCAAGGAUGACCGGUUCAUUGCCGUUAGCCUCGGCCUGAGCACCAUCGGCUUCUUUUUCGGUAUGCGAACAAUCCUCGAAUACUACCGAGAUGAAGCUGAGAUCAAACCCACGCCGCCAAAGACCCAGUAUAUCACCCAAGAGACAGAAGACUCGCUCAAACAGGAUACCCUCGAGAGUUUACUUAAUCACUAUAACUUUGCGAUACGAGACACCGCCUUGAAGAUUAUUGCUGGCCGGGCUAUUAACGAUAGCUCGGCCAUUUACCAGCUUCUAUGGGGGAUCACUCGUGAGAAUUAUGAGGAACGUAUGGAAGCUUUAAGAGCGCUCACUUUUGCCGUGGAAGAUAAGGAUGCAUUCCAGGAACCGUUUACCGCACUCAAUACCCCGAAAGCCUACAGUGCGCUGGUUAGGUCACUCGAGUUAUGCCUUGGCGACGCAGAACACGAAAAGCUUGACGAUCCGUUGUAUGACGAAUAUUACCUCCGAGACAUUUGUGAACGGCGCUGUCUCAUUCUGGUCUCCCAACUAGUCCAUCGGUACGGCGUCAAUAGGUUGGUCGAAGCUGGAUUUGUUGAGAAGUGGUUGGCGAAACAACCAUGGGGCGAUGACGUCGAAGAAAGGCAGAAAAACUUUGCGAUGUACACGGAACGAAGGAAGAAUCGCAUAAGUGACAUCUGCUUUCAUCUUAGCACGGCGCAAGUUGGGCGGACGGCUUUGUAUAAGGCAAAGCUGAUCAAUAAGAAGAGGAGGAGGAGGGGAGGGGAAAGAUCCGAUAUUAAAAUCGUGCUCGAAAUCUGUGUAGACGAAGGCGAUCGCGAGCGAUCCGAACUUGUUCCCCGCGUGAACGAGCAAAGCGCCGAGGAGCAACGUUUACGCAGAAGACACCGAGAAGCUAUGGUACUGAACGACGGGACACAUUCUCUAGGUCGCAGCGAUAUUAUCGAGCGGGAACAUGAUUCUAACAGUUGAAUGUUGCCUGCUCUUUAUCACCGAAUCGCAAUAUCUCGGGGUGUCGCUUGGCCCAAACGUCGCUAGUCUUAUUAGACUGCAUAUUGCCUAGCAUCCUCACCGAUGGCGUGCAUUGCUCGGGCCUUCAUGCGAGAUCUGAAUGCUAGGUUCCUACACCAAGGUGGUUGGACUUUGGCUGGCAUUGAAUAUUCAUAGGCCAAGCUUAUAUAUACUACGAUCGUACUAGGUAUACGUUUGGAGGAACUUAUGCUAUUGCCGCACGACGUUUUAAACAUCCCACCCUUCUCUAAGUAAAUCGGAGCCCCUUCUCGACUAAAUCGACUGAUAUCCUGAAUUUGUUGAAAACGACAAUGGAAGACCCUUGCGUGGCUAGGGUCUCGCCAAUUAGUGGUCAGAUGCCUUUCAUUCGCACCGCGGUACUUGUAUAUGCCUAGCUACUACACUCGAGAAUCCAUUAUUGAUGAAUAAAAAA